AUGCUUUGCGGCCAUUGUCGUUCACCUACAAAGUCACCAGAGCCCCCACUAACACCGCCGCGCAGGGCCUCUUCGAGAGAGCAGAAGCAGAUCCUCGCUGAUAUCAACACGGGAUCUCAGAAAUUCAGUAGACGGCUGCUACCACCACGAACGAUAAGCAACAAGCGAAACGGGACGAUCGACCCUCUACCUGCUCCGAUUACUGGCGAAGCAAGCCAGCAAGAAGAGCGACGAGGCCGGAAAUCGACGAGCUCCCUGCGACCGGGACUCCCCAAGCGAACCAGCAGUAUGAAGAGAGCGUACAACUAUUUCUUCGGCGGACCUGCACCGGUACCGGCCACGGCCGAGCCAGCGACGCCCGCCGUGACAACCGACGCGACGCCGCCGAGCAAGGUCGAGUCGAGCACGCAGGACAAUGGCGUCGACACGCCGCCCGAGACACCACGUGAGGCGCCCACACGGUUAAGUGAAGACGAAGCAGACUCGCCCUCGCCGCCCUCACCACAGGCGUCCGACAGCCUCGAGACGCAGAUCGAGAAGCUGAAGCGGAAGCUCAAGCACGCCGAAGCCGACCUCGACGAAGCCCAGCGCGUCGCCGCCACACAAGAUGAGCACGUGCGCACGCUCGAGGACGACCACGAGGAGCGCAAGAAGGAGUUCGAGGCCCGCGAGCAGUCGCUGCAGCAGGACAAGAAGGACCUCGAGGAGCACAUGGUCAGCGUCGUCGUCCAGCAGGUGCGCGAGGCCAAGGCCAAGGAGAGGAACACCGUCCGCGACGAGUGCGAGGCCGAGUUCAACGCAAAGAUCGCCGACGUCAACAAGGAGGCUGAGGAGCUCCGUGCCACCGUCGCCGACCUCGAGAAGCAGAUUGCCUCGUACAAGGAGGAGGUCGAGCAGCUCAAGGCCAAGCUUGACAGCGACAAGUCCGCCGGCACCGAGUCGGUCGACAGGUCCGAGGUCGAGGCCAAGGAGACUGAGCUCGCCAGCGCCAAGUCGCAGUUGGAGGAGCUCACCGCUGAGAAGAGCAAGACCGAGAAGGACCUUGCCGACGCUCUUGCCACGAUUGAGGACCUCAAGGCUCAGACUGUCGCCAAGGACGAACUCGACACUCUCGCCGCUGACCGUGACGCGCAAAAGACCAAGGUCGAGGAGCUUGCCGCCGAGGUUGCCGUUCUGAGAACGCAGAUCGACGAGUUGGAGGGCCUCAAGGCAAAGCACGCUGAGCUCGAGGCCGCCCACAGCAAGCUCUCCGAUGAGCUCGCUGCCCGUGGCACCCAGGACGCUGACGCUGACAAGGCGUCGAAAGAAGAGGCUGAUGGCCUUCGCAGCACCAUUGCCGAGCUCCAGGCUUCCCUCAAGGAGGCUAAGGACACUCUCGACCAGAAGGCUGCUGAGCUCGACGCCAAGACCAAGGAGCACGCUGAUGCCGCCGACCAAGUCACUUCGCUCACCGAGUCCUCCAAGGGCGAGGUCGAGAGCCUGAAGACUGAGAUCGCCGAACUCCAGGAGAAGCUGAAGACCGCCGACAUGUCCAAGGGCGAUGCUGAUGAGCUCGCUCAGAAGGUAUCCUCCCUCGAGAAUUCGUUGAAGGAGGCACAAGAUGAGCUUGCGGCCAAGACAUCUGAGCUCGAAGCUUCUUCAUCCUCCCUCGCAUCCGAGAAGGACGCCGCCGUCAAGGCUGCCGAAGAGGCCAAGAGCGAAGUCGACGCUCUCACCACCAAGAUCUCCGAACUCGAAACUUCCCUCAAGGAGUCGCAAGACAGCCUCUCCGCCAAGGACGCUGAGCUCGAGACCGCUAAGGGUGACGCAUCCAAGGCUGUUGGCUCCGCAAAGGACGAGGUUGCCAGCCUCCAGAGCACCGUCAGCAAGCUUGAGGCCGAGAUAGAAUCCGCCAAGGGCUCCUCCGACGAGCAGACCACUGCUGCGAAGAAGGAAGCCGCUGAGGCUCGCGAGGCUGUCACCAAGCUUGAGGAGGAGCUGAAGGCCGCCAAGGACGAGUCUAGCAAGGCUUCUGAGGCUUCCAGCUCCAAGGUCACCGAACUCGAGACCUCGCUCAAGGAGGCCCAGGAGAGCCUUGCCGCCAAGGAGUCUGAACUUACCGCCGCGAAGGAGGAGGCUACCAAGGCUGUCGAGUCGUCCAAGGGUGAUGCUGAGGGUCUGCACAAGACUAUCGCUGACCUCGAGGCGUCGCUCAAGGAGGCCAAGGACAGCCUUUCGUCGAAGGAGUCUGAACUUGAGGCUGCCAAGGGUGAGACCACCAAGGCUACUGAGGAGUCCAGCUCGAAGAUCUCUGAGUUGGAGGCCAGCCUGAAGCAAGCUCAGGAUGACCUCACCGCCCACAAGGCCGAGUUGGAGACCGCGAAGAGCGAAGGUGGCAAGGCUGCUGAGCUCGAAGCUUCUCUUAAGGAGGCAAAGGACGCCCUCGCAUCCAAGGAGUCUGAGUUGGAAGCCGCCAAGUCAGAAGCCAGCACUGCUACCGAGUCGUCCAGCACCAAGAUCGCAGAGCUCGAGGCUUCCCUCAAGGCUGCUCAGGAGAGCCUGACCGCGAAGGAGUCAGAGCUCGAGGCCAAGUCCGCCGACGCUGGCAAGGUCUCUGAGCUUGAGGAGCAACUCGUCUCUGCCAAGUCUGAGCUCGAGGCCGCCACCAAGGAAUCGCAAUCAACCAAGGAAGAGGCCGAUGGCCUCCGCAGCAAGAUCACCGACCUCGAGACCUCUGCCAAGGGUGGUGCCGAUGAGUCUGCUGCCAAGAUUGCAGAGCUUGAGGCAUCGCUCAAGGAGACUACGAGCAAGCUGGAGGCGAAGGAAGCUGAACACUCCGAAUCACUCAAGGCUGCUCAGUCAUCAAGCGAAGACAAGGUCGCCGCUCUCGAGAAGGAGCUUGCCGAUGCGAAGGCUGAGGCUAGCAAGGUUGCCGACCUCGAGGCAUCUCUCAAGGACGUCACCAGCAAGCUUGAGGCUAAGGAGGCUGCCGCAUCAUCUGGAGAUGAGAAGGUCGCCUCUUUGGAGAAGGACCUCGCCACCGCUCAGGAAUCACUUGAGGAGACCAAGAAGGCCAAGGACGCUGUUGAGGAAGAGCUCAAGGCAUCCAAGCAGGCUGAAGCCGAGGCGAAGGAGGGUGCUUCCAAGGCGUCUUCCGUCGAGUCUGAACUCGCUGACCUCAAGGCCUCGGCCGAGAAGUCUACUGCCGAGAAGAGCGAGCUUGAGGAGAAGAUUAAGGCCAACGAUGCUAAGAUCGCUGAGCUCGAGUCUACCGUCGAGGCCGCCAAGGCUAAGGAGUCUGAACUCACCGCCCUCCAGGCUAAGCUCGACGAGGCCACCGCUGCCUCUGAGACCGCGACCAAGGACCUCGAGACCUCCAAGACUGAAGCUGCCGACGCCAAGAAGACCCUCGAGUCCCUCCAGGCUACCCUGAAGGAGCAAGAGGAGAAGACCAGCGCCCUGACAUCCGACGCCGAAACCGCAAAGAAGGAGCGUGAUGACAUCAAGACCGAACUUGCCAGCGCUAAGGAGCAACUCGAGAAGGCUCAGGCUGAACAAGAGGAACUCAAGAAGGCCAACGCUGAGAUCUCUUCCAAGGCUGAAUCCAAGGAAUCCGCCGCACCCGCCGUCGAGCCCGCCCCUGAGCAAGUCGCCACCGAGCCCGUUGCCGAGCCCGUCGCCGAAGCCAAGGUAGAGCCCGAAGCCGUUGCUGACGUUCCUGCCGUCGACGGUGCCGCCGAGACUGAAGCUACCAAGGAGGCUGAAGAGCCAAGCACACCUACCACACCUACUACCCCUGGCAACCAAGCCGAAGAGGAAGACGGUGAGGCGAACGGCGACGCCACACCUAGCUCGGGGAAGAACAAGAAGAAGAACAAGAAGAAGGGUAAGAAAUAA
Alternaria ethzedia is the source of this 3876-nucleotide messenger RNA. RefSeq lists its product as uncharacterized. Bases 1 to 3876 code for a protein of 1291 amino acids. The transcript is spliced from 2 exons. The record is from RefSeq and is a predicted model, not a curated record. NCBI's taxonomy places the organism in Eukaryota, Fungi, Ascomycota, Dothideomycetes, Pleosporales, Pleosporaceae.